AUGUCCAUUAAAUCCGCUCUUGAAUCAGGCAACAAUUCAUCUCGGACCCCGCUCAUUGUGCUCGGCGUAAUAGGCGGAACUCUCAUCUUCCUGGCAAUGACUGGCAGUCUCCUAUACUUGUUCUCCCGCAAGGAGCGGGCCAGGCGACGGAAUGCGCUUGCACAAGAGGUCGAGGCGUUCUCUCCCCUGCAACCACCCCCAGCAUACAAAGUGGACGACCUGAGAGCGCCUCGAGGUCCCCACUCUGCACAUCCCCGGCCGCUCUCCUCCUUUGCGCCGGACUUCAGUCGACAAGACCAUCAAUUUCCGCGGGCAUCAUAUGAACAGCCCCCACCUUAUCCAACUCUACCGACAUACGACCCCUCCAGAUACCAACCAACUCGAUCCAUACCAACCGAGUUCAAUCCACAUCCACAUCCCUAUACCUAUUCCAACCAGCCCAUCUCCACCCCCCAGGGUCCGUCUUCCCGCUUGAGCGCCGUGCAUUACAAUGACGCCAGACAGUCCCUGUCCCUGUCCCGACCGCUGUCAAUGGUGGGACAGGUCCCUCCGGGUCCAGGACCUGUGCCUGCAGCUGUGCCUAGACCGAGGCGCCAAACGGCUAUGCCACCACCUCCCGAACGGCGGCCAAGACAAGAGGGCCGCGAACGGAGUGUGUCUGAGCCAAUGCUACUCCAACCUGCAGGACCAAGACGACCUAAGCCUGUCCUGUCGCGGCUGAUCACCAAUUUCCGUUGA
Messenger RNA from Penicillium canescens, 738 nucleotides. RefSeq lists its product as uncharacterized. The transcript is spliced from 2 exons. The coding region runs from base 1 to 738 and encodes 245 amino acids. Lineage: Eukaryota; Fungi; Ascomycota; Eurotiomycetes; Eurotiales; Aspergillaceae. The record is from RefSeq and is a predicted model, not a curated record.